Talaromyces rugulosus is the source of this 2355-nucleotide messenger RNA. RefSeq lists its product as uncharacterized. The transcript is spliced from 2 exons. Bases 1 to 2355 code for a protein of 784 amino acids. Gene Ontology annotation, cellular component: nucleus; mitochondrion. Gene Ontology annotation, biological process: response to UV; mitochondrial DNA repair; nucleotide-excision repair. Gene Ontology annotation, molecular function: endonuclease activity. The record is from RefSeq and is a predicted model, not a curated record. NCBI's taxonomy places the organism in Eukaryota, Fungi, Ascomycota, Eurotiomycetes, Eurotiales, Trichocomaceae.
AUGGCUACAGCUCCCAACAGCUCCAGAAGCCAACUCAUCGUCGAUCGUGACGCCCGCGAUCGCGUCGACCGUCUUCAGUCGCGAUCACCAGGUAACCAAUUGAUAUACUUGGCUCCGUCGACCUAUCGCCCAAUUUUUGUCGUUUCUUCUACUAGAGGCUAUGACGUCGUUGGAGAAGCUGCGCGCAUCCUCCCCUUUGUCUCAUGCUGGAUGAAGCCUGUCUGGGUCCAGCCAAGGUAUCGCCUGUGGCGGGUUAGAUCUUUCAGCCUCCAUCAUGCCUCGCACCGGUGCCAUGCAGUGGAGGCGCAUCUCGCUGGUGGUAGCCAGGCCCGCGUGUCUUCGCGCUGGUCCCACAAAGUUCCUGUGGCGAAGACUAGAGACAUGCUUUUCAACCCCAUAGACGCCACCCCUUUCGCCCUUGUCCACGUUCUGUCAACCUUUUCGCCGACUUCAGCUCCCCUUCUUCCGGCCGCCAGCAGCGUUCUGAGAUGCUCACCUCCUUCAGUCUUAGCCGUUGCUAGUACUACUGUCAGAGGAUCCUCGAUCGAUGGAAUGAUGGGCCGGUCCGUCACAAGAACAGCACGUCGUGGCAUCCAUACAUCCGGUCCUAGAAGCGCCUCCCCUGUAGUAGUCGCACCGGCAGGAUCCUCUUUAGCAGAUCUUUCAAGGGUGCUCGAAACUCCACGGCAAGGGAUGAAAAAGGCUGCGUCGAUUGACCCCGAGUCGGAUGAGGAGAUCCCUAUCAACGUUGAGGAAGUUCAGCAAUCGCUAUCUCGAUCGCCGCCUGUCAAUAGCGACUACCUCCCUCUACCGUGGAAGGGUCGACUAGGAUAUGCCUGUCUGAAUACUUACCUGCGAAAUGCGAACCCUCCAGUCUUUAGUUCGCGCACCUGUCGCAUUGCUUCCAUUCUGGAAAACCGGCACCCUCUGCAAGACCCGUCUCAGCCAUACCACGCAACCAAGAACCGUCCAAAUCGAAAUAAGCCCGCUGAUAUCGCCAGGGGACAAAGAUUUGUCGAGGAACUCGGCCUGGCCAAUGCACGAGAUAUCGGGAAAAUGCUGCAGUGGAACGAACGCUAUGGUAUCAAGUUCAUGCGAUUGAGUAGCGAGAUGUUUCCGUUUGCAAGUCACGAGGUUUAUGGAUACAAGCUAGAGCCGUUCGCGUCUGAAGCGCUUGCGGAAGCUGGCCGGGUUGCUGCAGAGCUUGGUCAUCGCUUGACCAUGCAUCCUGGUCAGUUUACGCAACUGGGAUCGCCUCGAAAGGAAGUCACAAAUAAUUCCGUACGAGACCUGGAGUUCCACUCUGAGCUACUCCAGCUACUCAAAUUGCCCCCGCAGCAGAACCGAGAUGCCGUGAUGAUUCUCCAUAUGGGCGGUGUUUUUGGCGACAAGGCCGCCACGUUAGACAGGUUUCGCAAUAGCUACAACAAGCUAUCGCAAGAUAUCAAAAAUCGAUUGGUUCUUGAAAAUGACGAUGUUAGUUGGUCUGUCCAUGAUUUGCUACCAAUCUGCGAGGAGCUUAACAUUCCACUUGUCCUGGACUUUCAUCACCAUAACAUUAUCUUUGAUGUGGACAAGAUGCGCGAAGGCACGCAAGAUAUCAUGCAGCUUUAUGACCGGAUCCGCGCAACCUGGACACGAAAGGGGAUUACUCAGAAAAUGCACUACUCCGAGCCCACGCCCGAGGCGAUAACGCCUCGCCAGCGGCGCAAACAUAACCCUCGCGUUGCCAAUCUCCCACCCUGCGAUCCGACCAUGGAUCUCAUGAUUGAAGCCAAGGACAAAGAGCAGGCAGUUUUUGAGCUGAUGCGCAAAUACCAACUGCCUGGCUACGAUCGCAUCGCCGAUGUCGUUCCUCAUGUUCGGGAAGACGAAAACAAGACGUGGAAACCACCCAAGCGGACCAAGAAAUCCAGUCCCUAUGUCGACCUGUCUGACCUCGAGCCACCACCGAGUGUUCAGCCUGGGGAAUUCGGAAUGGGGGGCCCUGAUGGCAGAGUAUACUGGCCACUGGGGCACGAAGAGUGGCUGAGACCAAAGAAACGAGUUGUUCCUCGGAAGAAGACCGGAACCGAUGAUGCAGUCAACGAAACUGCGGCGAGCCCGGCAAAGACCAAGAAAUCACGAAAGAAAGCCAGAUCAAAAGCGAACUCGACAGCCGACGAGAAAGAAACACCGAAACGCAGAAAACGCAAAGCUUCAAAAGUCAGUACUACUUCAAGUUCCGACGAGAAGGAGUUGGCAUCACCGAGUCCUUCUGAAGCUCAGACUUCGUCGUCGACAGUUAAAGCCACGCCUGCGCGCCGCGGUCGGCCGCGAAAGAAGGUCAAUUACGCUGAAGAUGAAUCCUCCUAA